This is a messenger RNA of Fundulus heteroclitus (mummichog), 4205 nucleotides long. RefSeq names its product TOX high mobility group box family member 2 (gene tox2). NCBI's taxonomy places the organism in Eukaryota, Metazoa, Chordata, Actinopteri, Cyprinodontiformes, Fundulidae. Gene Ontology annotation, biological process: regulation of transcription by RNA polymerase II. The transcript has 10 exons. Gene Ontology annotation, molecular function: chromatin DNA binding. Gene Ontology annotation, cellular component: nucleus. Bases 524 to 2260 code for a protein of 578 amino acids. The record is from RefSeq and is a predicted model, not a curated record.
AUUAGAGCGCUCCCACAUGACAAACCUUCAGAGCGUCUGGAAAGCUGGACGGGAGAACGGGCGCUUUGGGAGCGACCGCUGACAAAUUCCUUCCUGCAUCUUUACCUGCAGCACAGCCAGGCUCGCUUAGGCUCCAACAACUUCACGAACUGUCCUGCUUCUUAGUUCCUGAGACCUCUGUGGCGGGGACGCUCCCAUAAAUUCCUCCCUUCGCCCAAGUGAACUUAAUAGAGAUGUUAGAUAGCGCACAGCAUCAUUGCGCUGAAUGUCCACAUAGUGCUGAAGUAUCUGUAGGACGGAUAUAGAACCCGAGCGUCUGGAGAGACUCAUUUUUCUUCCUCUUGUCGUACUUUUUGCUCGGUUUGACACACAACACAGAAGGGUGAGAGCUCGUUUAUGUGUGCGAGUGUGUGAGUGUGUGCAGGAGAGAGCGAGCGAGCGAGAGAGAGAGAGAGACAUUGCACAGUGUUUUUUUUUUCCUUUGGAGCUAAGCUUUCAUGCCGUCAGUCUUGCGCUCUUUGAGAUGGACGUCAGAUUUUAUCCAGCUCCCCCUUCCAGCGUGGGUUCAUGUACGUUACCGACUGACUCUGGGCUGGACUAUUACCAUUCCAACAAGAACAGAUACGCUGCCGCAGACAGAGGCGUGAGGCUCUACAGUUCCCUGCCCAUGCGCCCAAACCCUGAUGGCAAGAGGCUGCCCUCUACUGGGUUUGAUGGUGAAAACAUGUACAUGAACGAAAACAACCACGAGUUCCUCCCGCCAAACCAUAGCUACACAGGCCAGACGGGCGGCGGCGGGGGAGGAGGCGGAGGUGGCGGCACCUCCAGUGGAAACGGCACAGGGGACGAGGACUAUGAGAUCCCGCCGAUCACUCCACCCAACCACCCCGAGGCGUCUCUUCUUCACCUGAUGGAGCAUGACUCUACGGGCUACCUCUGUCAUUCGCUGCCACACAAUGGGCUCAUCAACCCAUACUCCUACACUGAGCUGCCAACGCUCAUGAUGUCGAACAUGUUGGCACAGGAGAGCCACCUCGUCUCCAGUCAAAUGCCCUCGAUGCAGGAGAUGGCUUUGCACCACCACCACCACCAACAACAACAGCAACACCAUCACCAGCACCCUGACGGCGCUCAUUACGAUCCUGCCCGUAACCACCACAUGAUAAACAGCUCACCUCCGAUACUGCCCAACCCCAUGAGCGUUCUGUCUCAGCUAAACCCUCAGGCCAGCCGGAGUGCGCUGCCUCACGGUUCCCCCUCGCCUCCUGGAAGUAAAUCAGCCACACCCUCCCCUUCAAGCUCCAAUCAGGAAGAGGAGACAGAUCCUCAUUCAAAGAUUUUCUUCCAGAUGGCGGGUGAGAAGCGACCAUCUUCGGAGAUGAUGAAGCCCAAGCCCAAGCCCCAAAAGAAGAAGAAGAAGAAGGACCCUAACGAGCCGACCAAACCCGUGUCAGCUUACGCCUUGUUCUUCAGAGACACCCAGGCAGCCAUCAAGGGACAAAACCCAAACGCCACCUUUGGAGACGUUUCCAAAAUAGUCGCAUCCAUGUGGGACGGACUGGGAGAGGAGCAGAAACAGAGCUACAAGAGGAAAACAGAGGCUGCUAAGAAGGAGUACCUGAAAGCCCUGGCCGCCUACAGAGCCAGUCUGGUUUCCAAGACGUAUAACGACCCGGGGGAGAAUAAAACUGCCCAAACAAGCCAGGCCUCGCCACAUAUGAUGCCAACCAACUCGCUGUACAGUGUGCCACCUCCCCCGCAGCCGUCAUCACCAUACUUGGGACCCGGGGCCUUCCCUCUAACCGACCUGCAGAGCUAUGCAGGCCACGCCCCACGCCACGCUCUGUCACAGACGCUCAGCCAAUCGCCGAUGCUGCCCAGCAUUAGUGCCUCUCCACCUUCCUCCUUCCAGAUCAGCCCGCCGCUUCACCCCCACCAGCAGCUAUCCCUGCACCAGAGCUCGCUCCUCAACCAGCCCAUCCGCAUGCAGCAGGUCCAGUCCCAGCCAAUCAUCUCUCACCAGAUGGGGCUACAGGCCUCUCUCCACUCCCCACCUCCAGGGCAGCAGGGUUUUUCCCACCUCCAGUCAGAGUACCAGAAGAGCAUCGGAGGCUCCCAGUCUCCAGGAGCUCCCGGCUCUGGUCCAGGUCCCGGAGUGGCUCAGACCCAUGAGUGGGAUGGAGAAUACUGCAAUCGGGAGUGUGGCAACCACUGCAGUGGCAACAUGAUAGGCAGGGACAAGCCCCUCUACCUCACCUGAAACUGAAGAGUAUCCUCUGCUGACAAACGACGACACCGAGGAGUCAAUUCCCGCUCUGUUCUCCUCACCCAGCCCCAACCUCCUCCCUCUUACAUGCAGUGUACACUUUACAUGCAGCCACACACAAACACACAUUCAGAUUCCUAAAAAGCUGUCACCAUCAACCUGUUUGCUUUUCAUUGUUAAUGUAAUUAUUAUUUUUUCGCAGUUUCUAGAAUUUGUGACCAGAGUUUUUUGACUAGAUGACUACUGUCUGUACCACUUAUUGUAUUAACGGUCUUCUUGCUGUUUAAAUUUGCCAAGCACUUAUAAAGCCUCCCCUCCCUUCUCCCACUCCUCCUCCUCCUCCUCCUCCUCCCUCCAUGCCUCCUCAGUUAUGCGUCUGAGCCCUCUCUGAUCUGGGCCGUGGAGCGCUCCUCUUGUGUGUCACCAUCAAAACGACCCCUUAGGGAUCCCAUCCAGCUUUAAGUAGAAUGAGAACAAAAAAAUAAGUGUUCUUCCUUAUUUUCACCCUAUUUUUUUGUUGUUUUCUUUCCUUUUUGUUGGUGUCUCUGUCUUAUUUAUUUCUUGCUUGCUAUUUUGUUCCUCUCUUUUUCUACUUUUUUUUGGGGGGUUUUAUUUCUCUUAAGCAAUGGGCCCUGUAUCAUAGAGAAAUAUUAACUCCUAGUAUGUUGAGCAUAGGCCUUGAUGUUAUGGUAGCUGUGCUUACGGGCCAGAAGAUUAAAAGCUCGGUGGGGAAUGAGUCAGAAAAAACAAAGCAAAUCUUUUUUUAUUAUUAAUAAAGACCUGUAGAGGUCUACUGAGCUGUCACAGUGUGAUUGUAAAUAUCACUUUUGUGGAAUCGAAUUGGGAAUCAAAAGUCCAGAUAGAUUUGUUCCUCUAAAAGUACUUGUAUGUUACUGUAUGCGUGUGAGUGCGUCUGGACGUUAGAAUGUAACCCAUUCAUGACGUGGCAUGUGUGCGAGCAGAGGACUAGUAAGUGCGAGUGUCUCGGUGUUUCUCGUGAACUUUAACAAUCCUGCGCAGCUGGAUUUCAGAGGAGUAUUUCACACUUUCACUCUUGCAUUAAAUCUGUGCUCACUCGUGUGUUGUUUUUUUUUUUUUCUUUCCUCAAGUUAAAUGCAAAACCGAAUACACAAUAUAUCUCUUGCAGAUCAUUAAACGGAAAGAGCAAGGUGAGAGACAGCGAGCGCAGAGACAAAAAAGAGACGCUGUGAGAUAAAAUGAGAUGUAAAGUUUCGGGUAGGGAAGUUGUGGGGGGGUCCUUUAAAAUGCCCAACCCGGCCUCCCUUCUUUCCUUUAGGUAUCUGACCAUUCUAUCCAUGUUGUCUCCUCACCAUGCAGGAGGGGGAGACCUGCAACAUGUGAGCAUAGCGCAUCACAAGUGAUUUUUAUAAGUUUCUGGUUCGUGUUUGGUUGUGUUUUUAACUCUUGUGUGAUUAACGGAAAAUGCAUUUUGCUGACAAAGACAUCUCGUUUUUAUCUCUUUUGUGUAGCAGAAUUUCAGUUUUAGUCGCUGCAACACGAUAACAUUUUAAGUUGUGUUAAAAAAAAAAAAUCUAAAAAAAAAAAAAAAAACUGCCAACUGUAGUUAUUUUAUUUGUAAAACCAGUAAUGAUAAAUAUUUGAAAUGGUUAUCCUUACAUUGUUUUUUUUUUUUUGCUAGUCACCCAUCAGCUGUUUGACAGGUUUUCUUAUUUAUAAACGAAAUGAGAUCACUUUUGCUUCUUACAAUGGAGGUGUAUUUUUAUUCUUAUUUUAUUAUUCUCUGCUUUAGUUUGAUAAAUAAUGAUGAUGACGAUCACAAGGACGAUUAUUUGGUUAUUUUUUUAUAUUUUGGAUGCUGCCAUUUUUUUUCUUUCCUUGCCAGCAGCAUCACUUUCUGUCAUAAUGCUUCUUUUAUUUCAGACCUGCAUAAUAAAGAAAAAAAAAGUUCAAAAAGUGA